Leishmania braziliensis MHOM/BR/75/M2904 is the source of this 3417-nucleotide messenger RNA. RefSeq lists its product as hypothetical. The transcript has a single exon. NCBI's taxonomy places the organism in Eukaryota, Euglenozoa, Kinetoplastea, Trypanosomatida, Trypanosomatidae. The record is from RefSeq and is a predicted model, not a curated record. The coding region runs from base 1 to 3417 and encodes 1138 amino acids.
AUGUUCUACGAGCUCCCCCUCCCUCCCUCCCUCCCUCUUUCACCGGAGCUGCUCGAGACAAAAGAUAAGAACCGCGGCGCACAGAGGGGCAGGGGAGACUCGCGUUGUCAGCAUUUUACUUCUCUCGAUCUCCCGCCCCAAACGAGUAAAGAGAACACAGAAGGGAGCAGCUCACUACCCGCGCACGUGGGGAUGUCCUAUGGUGACCUCUGGAAGACCCGCUACGGCGCCUCCGUGGAGGGGUGGUCCGCUGUGGACAAGGUGGCGCAGUUCAGCCAGGCCGUGGGUUGCGUCAGCGGCGGCCGUGGCAGUGCCAUCUUGAUUGCGCUGAUGGACAACAGGGCGCAGCUGAUUGACACGUCGUCGCUCGAGCGGUCGGGUAGCGCCGACAACAAUGGCACCGACCCGAGUUACGGUCUAACCCCCUUGCACCGCAGCGGCGGCGGUUUUUCAGCGCAGCGCGCACAGCGGCGGAGCAGCAGGGGAUGGGGCGCCGGUCGUCCCGCAAACGGCGGCGUGUCUGACUCGCCGGAGACCCUUGGGCAGCCCGGCACCUCGCACAGCAGCACGUCACCGCAGAGCCCGCCGGCACUCGGGGUACUGCUCACCACCUCGCAUGUGUUUCGCAGUCCGCAGGACACGGCAAACGCCUCUGUGCUCUUCCUCGAUCAGCCCAUCAUAGGCAUGGCUGCUCUGCUAGGCCGAGAACCAAAGCCGGUACGCGUCGGCCUCUGCAGCGCCUUUGGGUUUGUGUCGUCUGUGGCUGCCCCGAAGAAGGAGAGCGAGGGGGACACCUACCGUGCAAACGCCGCUGCCACUGCUCGCCCCUCGCGGCUCGACGAUGAGCCCGAGUACCUUCUCUACGCAUCUGCGGCCGGCGACUCGUCGGAGGAAGACGAGGCGGCGGAAAUCGGAUUCACGCUGACGUACUGCGAGGUCUUUCCCAGAUGCAAUGACGCUGCAAACCCCACGGAACCGUCGUCCCCGCUGAACCCAUCGGAGUCAGGUGGCAGUCGCGGGUGCAGAACGGAGAGUACCACGAUAAGUCCCUCUGGCGGCUUGUCUCACUAUGGGGGAGGAACCAGGCUGGGCAAGGAGGUUGAUGAAGCGCCGGCAUCCCUCUCUGAGUCUGCGCUGACUCAACAGCGAGGGGCUAACGCCGUCAUAUCCGACGCCUCUAACGCCCCCGGCGGUCCUUGGUCGAGCCGGUUCGCUUCUGCAGCGAACCGGAAUGUCGGCGGCAGCCAAGACAGUCUCUUCCAGGUUCAGCCACUCCCCGUCCCUCUCUUGCUCUCAGCGAUCCCUGCAGUGAAGGUCAGGGACGUUCACUUGAUGAUUACCCACGUGAAUGACGGGCGACGGUCGUACCGCGUACAGCACGUCGCCGCCGUCUUCGCGGACUACUGCACCUACGAGCCAACCAGGUUUGGAGGGGUAACGUGCAGCGGCGGCCCCGUCUUCAAUGUUCAAGGCGACUUCAUUGGGGUGCAGCACGAGGGCAACGGCCAGAGCCUUUGCCUGCUGAUCAAGUCCAUCGUGCGGAACUUGUUUGACUCGGACUUACUCGACAUGUGCCGCUGUCCCGUAUCGGAGGAGACGAUCAAGCAGCGAGCACUGCACGUCCGGCCUGGCGACACUGUCUUCUCUACGAUGACGACCACGCGCCCACCGGUGUUUGCUGGGCCGAAGAGGAUGCCGUCGCUGAGGAAGAACAGUCGUCCCUCCUCUCUACCCCCACUACCGGCACUAUCGCUUGACUCGCAAAGUCUAGCGUCUCCCCGCACCGAGAGUUGCUUCGCCGUUGACACCCCUAGCACCACUGUACCUCUCCCCCUAGCCACCGUAUCCAGCUUUGGCAGCCGACACACGCUCCUCCACGGGCCUAGCAAUAACAUCGCUGAAUCUUUUCGCAAGGAUGUCCGACCUGCCAGCGAUGGUGCCACGGUAGCAAAAACCGUCUCUGCCGCGGCACUUCCCCUCACCCCGCCCUCUAAGCCCCUUUCGCGGGGCGUGCCAAGCUUUGAGGAGGUCUUUGCGGAGUUUUAUGACGGCGCGGGAAGCCUGCCACACAUACUGUAUGCCUUUCCUCGCAACCUUCCGCUCGUGCGGGUCACUAUGGAGAGACUUGCGCAACUCAAGUACGAAGACGAGCUGGAGCACAUGGGUGCCAUCGGCGGCGUUGGCGCCAUUCUCGAGGCCAUCGACGGGUAUCCGCAAGAGGAACAGAUUGUUGCGAGUGCCCUGGCGGCGUUGUGCCGCAUCUGCCUUUACGAGUGCAACUUAGCCAUGUUCUUGUAUUUGGAUGGUGUCGUGACGGUGAUGGAGAUCAUGAAGGAGUACGUGCACAAGCAGACAGUGCUGCAGUGGGGCAUUUAUACGCUGCUUCUUGCUACCGACCUGUCCUGCCCGUCCGCGGCGGCGUCGGCAGAAAUCAUGGUGCGCAACAGUGCUCCUCAGCUAUUGGUGAAUAUCCUGCGUGUGCACGGUGCUGUGCAGCGCAAGUCAGCUGCGCGACGACCGCAGCACAACCGCCUCGUCCGCUGGGCCUGCGACCUCAUCGCGAAUCUCCUCAUGACCAAUUCACGUCGCACCACGCUGUUCCUGAGAGAGGACUUCCUCACGCUGCUGCUGCAACUCAGCCGCGAUUACGCCGGCAGCGUAUUUCUCAUGGAGGGCUUCGCGCACGUCUUCUGCGCCUUUGUUCAGUGCUUCACUGAAGCGGAGGUGCCGGCGCUGCUGCCCAUAUUACGGGUGUCAUCCGCGUCCAGCUUCAAGCAGCACCCAGCCAUGCCGUCUCCUGGUAACUCUCCCGCGUCGCUAUUCCGCGGGCUAGGCGUACGUGGAAGGCCCAGCAACUCGAGCAAUGUGGCCCACGGCGGCGGCAGUGACCGUUUCCCUCACGACAACAGUGGGCCACCUGCGUCGCCAGCGUCAGCUACGUUGUUGCCCUACUCACCAAGAACCAACGCGACUGAUCCCCAUACAGUUAGCUUCUUCUUCUUGGGCGACGCCAUGCGGCAUGACACGGAUGGGUGUCUUGUGCGCGCCGUUCUCGAUGUCUGCGAGGCCGCGCUUGACCCGAAGAGCACCAUCACGGCGCACCGCGGACGGCCAGCGGUGGUUCUGGUGCGCUGCCUUGAGACACUCCGCCUACUGCUCACAUGGGGGUUAGUAAAGCUUCCGGGCGGUGGGGCAAUGUUGUUAGCCGUCGAGGAUCUCAACUUUCUCGCCCUCGCCUCUUCACGGGCGAUGCCAACGACAUGCGCCUCAGCGUCCUCGCUGCCGUCACUGUCCUCCUCCAAGGAUACGGCGCGCUUGCUGCUCAUCUGCAAGCACGUGCGACACGAGCUGACUUCAUCUAGUGAACUUGUGGCGAUGGUGGAAGCUGUGCAGCGACUGCUUCUGCAAGACAGUUGA